Messenger RNA from Dentiscutata erythropus, 1334 nucleotides. Lineage: Eukaryota; Fungi; Glomeromycota; Glomeromycetes; Diversisporales; Gigasporaceae. The record is from the annotation of a GenBank genome assembly.
UUCAAAGAAUAUUAAGUAAUAAUAUCACGAUCAUAAAUAGUUUUGAUUCCGACAAAACUAGUUUUGAAGAAAUAAUUGGAAACUGCUGGUGCAAUGGAAUUGAAAUUAAUUGGCAUAAUUACUAUAAGCACAUUUGUUCUUUGAUGGCAAAAACUCGGCUUAUUCAAUUGCCUGGAUAUUCAUUUAACCAUACUUGUAGUUACUGGGUUCAGCAAGUUCAUCAGAAACCAUUAGCGUUAGUAAAAACUAAUACUGAUAGGUUUGCGUCUAAUGAAAUAGAUCAGCAACCACAUAUAAAAUAUAACAAUUCAUCCAUAAUUGAAAGCAGAGUAAUUCUUUGCUUUAAGAAUACUCUUGGUUUGGGAAAUAUUGAUGUAAAUAGUAACUUUUUUGAUUGCGGUGGUAACUCUCUUUUAGCAAUAUCGUUAAUUAGUUUAUUAAACAAAGAAUUUAAUAUUAGACUUUUAUCACCAAAAAUUUUGUUCAAUUCUCCGACUCCUCUCGAUUUAGCUAAUAAUAUUAAGGAAAUUUUAAGCACAAAUAUUUCACCUAUAAUUAACAAUGGCUUCAAUAGAUCAAUAGAAAAACUCAAUAACGGGAGCAAAACUUUUAAGCCGAUUUAUAUAAUACAUCCAGUAGGUGGAUCUUGUGUAUUUUAUAAAGAUAUUAUUAAUUCAUUAGGAAAUGUACCAGUUUAUGGAUUUGAAUAUCCCGGACUUCAAGAUUCAACAGUAAUAGAAUACCAUUCUAUACAAGAUCUUUCUGAAAUUUACAUUAAAGAUUUGUUAAGAAAUAAUCCAAGUGGUCCAUAUAACCUUUUUGGUUCUUCAUUUGGUGGAAUUGUAGCAUAUGAGAUGGGUUGCAAAUUGAUUAAACAAGGAAAAUCCGUAAAUUUAAUUAUGGUAGAUACACCAACUGGUCAAGAUCUUCCAAAGUCAAUGACAAGUGUUGCAGAAAUUUUACAUUAUAUUUACUCUAAAAUGUGUAAUUUAGAUGAAUUAAUAGGAAUGGAUAAUGAUGAGAAAGCAUUGCAAAUAGUUGUUGAAAAGGCGUCAACGCUAAAUAUAAAACAACAUCAAUUAAUUCUCCCGGAACGCUCUGUGAUAACAUCAACGAUGUUAAAAAGAUAUGUUGAUGUAUUUAAAUUUAAUAUGAAAGCAAUGAGUACAUAUCAAUUACCAAGAUCAGAAAGACCGAUACCAAUUAUAUAUUUCAAAGCAAAGAUUAGAAGAAAAGGUAUAGAUCCUGAAUUCCCAGAAAAUUCUUGGAUUAAAAUACAAAAAAUCAAUGGAGGAAAUUUGGAUUGUAUUGAAUUAGAUGGCGAUCAUAUUAGU